Messenger RNA from Salvia splendens (bonfire salvia), 878 nucleotides. RefSeq lists its product as uncharacterized. The record is from RefSeq and is a predicted model, not a curated record. NCBI's taxonomy places the organism in Eukaryota, Viridiplantae, Streptophyta, Magnoliopsida, Lamiales, Lamiaceae. The coding region runs from base 1 to 873 and encodes 290 amino acids. The transcript has 3 exons.
AUGAUGCACGCGACGUCCGAAUCAGACAUGACGAGCGUCCGGCCGUCGUCGGCGUCUCCAAGGGGCUACUACGUGCAGAGCCCCUCGCGAGACUCCCACGACGACAUUGACAAGUGCUCCUCUUCCAACGACCGUAGCACGCUGGACUCGCCCACCGCUCCAAGGCAUUCUCUCACCUCCUCCUCCUCCACCACCGCCGCCAGCCGCCGCAGGUGGAACAAGCACUAUUGCAACGUGGUGUCGGAGGAGGGCGCCUUUCAUGACGAUUACUAUGGGGAGAAGGCCUAUGCCAGGCAGUGCAAUUGCCUCAUUCUUGGCUUCUCAUUUCUCCUAUUCUUUUCAGUGAUUUGGUUGAGUUUUUUUGGGGUUACCAGGAAUUAUAAAUCUCAAGUCACCAUCAAGAGCUUAAAGAUUACAAAAUUUUAUUUUGGAGAAGGGUCAGACCACACUGGUGUUCCAACAACGCUGAUCACAAUCAACUGUUCAGCUAAUUUGGUGAUUUACAAUCCUGCCACAUUUUUUGGAAUUGAUGUCGCUUCUUCCCACACUGCUCGUCUCAAAUUCUUAGAUGUCACCGUUGCAACUGGCCAGCUGAAGAAAUACUACCAGCCAAGAAAGAGCACAAGGAUGAUGCGAGUGGAGCUGGUGGGGAGAGAUGUUCCUCUGUACGGGGCGGGCACGGUGCUGGCCGACUCCAACAAGGAAGCCGGAAUUCGGUUUAAGCUCGAGUUCAGUAUUCAGUCCAAGGGGCGCCAUCUUGGCAAGUUGGUCAAGACUUUGCACACAACUCAUUGUUCAUGUUCCCCACUUAUCACUUCUAAGCUCCUCACCAAACAGAUCUUAUUUUCCCACGGCGCUUGCAAAUACUUGUAACAACA